UUUUCUGAUCCGUUCUUCAUCAUCUUACAAGCAAAAAAAGGAAGAAGAAGAAGAACAAAGAGAAAAAUACAAGAUGGGAAGAGGUAAAAUAGAGAUCAAGAGGAUUGAGAACUCAAGUAACAGGCAGGUGACUUACUCAAAGAGAAGGAAUGGUAUCAUGAAGAAAGCUAAAGAGAUUACUGUUCUUUGUGAUGCCAAAGUUUCUCUCAUCAUCUUUGCUAGUUCUGGGAAGAUGCAUGAAUAUUGCAGCCCUUCAACCGAGUUGAUUAGUAUUCUGGACGAGUAUCAGAGAGCUUCUGGGAAAAAGCUGUGGGAUUUUUUUUUUGUUAUAAACAAAAAUUCACUGCAGAAUCUCAGCAAUGAAGUAGAUGGAAUCAAGAAAGAGAAUGACAACAUGCAGAUUGAACUCAGGCAUUUGAAAGGAGAGGAUAUCACAUCUUUGCCUUACAAUGAGCUGAUGGCCUUAGAGGAUGCCCUUGAGACUUGUCUCACCUGUGUCCGUGCCAAGCAGAUGGAUGUUAUUGAUAUGGAAAGGAAAAAUAUGAAAUUCUUGGAGGGUGACAAUAAGCAGCUGAAUUUCAUUAUGAAUCAACAUCAAACGUCAAACCACACGAGAUUGCAGAUGGAUCACCAGGGAUACCAUCGAGCAGCUCGCGCAGCAGCAGACUACAACUCACAGAUGCCUUUCGCGUUCCGAGUGCAGCCGAUGCAACCUAACUUACAAGGGAGUUGA
Messenger RNA from Hibiscus syriacus, 733 nucleotides. RefSeq names its product agamous-like MADS-box protein MADS9. Lineage: Eukaryota; Viridiplantae; Streptophyta; Magnoliopsida; Malvales; Malvaceae. Gene Ontology annotation, cellular component: nucleus. The transcript is spliced from 7 exons. The record is from RefSeq and is a predicted model, not a curated record. Bases 74 to 733 code for a protein of 219 amino acids. Gene Ontology annotation, molecular function: DNA-binding transcription factor activity, RNA polymerase II-specific; RNA polymerase II cis-regulatory region sequence-specific DNA binding; protein dimerization activity. Gene Ontology annotation, biological process: positive regulation of transcription by RNA polymerase II.